UGGCUAGGUUCGUCUUGGAGAAUGGAACAGCGACACCUUAUCUCGCUACCGAAACUGUUCGUGGUCUUGCUUUCGAAAACCUACAGAGGCAUGCCUGUAUCAGAUCAACCCCAAACAAUGUUUGAACCAACCAACCGAACGAUGUCUGGGGAAACUCUUUCUCUCUGAGGCUUGCAGAAGAUCUUCCAGAUUAGUCUUCAAAAUCAUUCGGCUUCGACUGGCUAAAUUAGCGAUGCUCUUAGAAGACCCAGAAUUUUCUCACAUUAAGAUAAUUAAUCUUGUUCGUGACCCACGCGCCAUCAUUUCAUCUCGAAACAAACUCCGUUGGUGCAUUAGUAAUGCUUGUAAAAACCCAGAAUCUCUUUGUCAAGCCAUGCGAAAGGAUAUUGAAGCUGCAGAAAAGUUGAGAAAACGACACCAUCAGCAAUUCUUUCAUUUUCGUUUCGAAGAUCUUGCUCUUUGGCCAUUCGAAACCACGAAGAAGUUGUUUAAUUUUCUUGGACUUCCUAAUCAUCCACGGAUAGACUUCUUUUUGAGGAAGCGCCUUAACAGUUUGCUUACUCACACUUUUUACGACCACGAUGGUAAACUCCAGAGUCCUGCUACCCACAGAAAACCUGUCAAAGCCAUCUUUCGAUGGGUGCGGGAACUUCCCUGGGAAGAGAUACAAACCAUUCAGAGAACCUGUAAAGACGUGUUACAAAAAUUGGGAUACAAGUUGGUUAAUUCUACCCAACAACUAGAAAAUUUUCAUCCUAUUGGCUGACGUUUAAUACCUUUUGAUAGAUACACCAGAACCGAAACUCUCAACAUAUCUGAACAUUCCAAAAAUCAAAUGAUCUUAUGUUAGAAGUGAGAAUCUAACUAGGAUCGAAUAAAUAUUACACAGUGUACAUUGCUGAAUAAAAUUGAGGUUUUU
Molecule: messenger RNA, 919 nt
Organism: Limulus polyphemus (Atlantic horseshoe crab)
Lineage: Eukaryota; Metazoa; Arthropoda; Merostomata; Xiphosura; Limulidae
Product: carbohydrate sulfotransferase 4-like
Exons: 2
Coding region: 233-766 (177 amino acids)
Biological process (GO): N-acetylglucosamine metabolic process; sulfur compound metabolic process
Molecular function (GO): N-acetylglucosamine 6-O-sulfotransferase activity
Source: RefSeq, a predicted model, not a curated record